This is a messenger RNA of Chara braunii, 2732 nucleotides long. The record is from the annotation of a GenBank genome assembly. NCBI's taxonomy places the organism in Eukaryota, Viridiplantae, Streptophyta, Charophyceae, Charales, Characeae.
UUACAUUAAAGACGGCGCUGCAGCAACACAGACAAUGCUUCAUAAGUACGGAAUGGACAAUGGCAUUGUCGAGGACUGCGGCUUGGAACUGGAGGCAGUGCGUCAGGCAGCAACGGAGUUGGAGCAGCAUAUUAUCCCACCGCCUGCACCGAGGAGGGAGUCUGUUGUCAAUAUUGACACCACCCAACAAAAUGAGCCUGCCGAUCCAGAUGUGGUGGUGGGUGAUGAGAUGCCCCCUGGUCUGUCAGAGGUGCAGCCGCUUAUGGACAAGUGGGACAUCAGCGGUUGCACUCUCAUCACUGAUGGGACCCAAGAGAGAAAGUCGAGGGCUGUGUUGAACUUUGUAGCGGAUGGAGAGAGCGGGGUUGUGGUCAUCAAGGUGGUGGAUGUCUCUGAUGGGAAGAAAAACGUGAGAGCGUUGGCGAAGUUAUGGGAAGAGGUGAUAAGGGAGAUCGGUGCUCAUAGGGUCAAUGAAAUCUGCACUUACAAUGCAUCAAUGAUCAAGCGAGCCGCAAAACUCUUAUCCAUGAGGACCGACAAAGUCAUUGCGAAGAUUCCUUGGAUCCCGUGUGCUGCCCACACCCUGAGCUUGCUACUGAAAGACAUAUCCAACAUCCCAUGGAUCAAGACGGUGUGGAAGAAGGGAAAAAAUUUGGUGAAGUUCAUCAAGAAUCACCAAAGCAUGCUCGGGUUGCUGAGUCGGUGUUCCAUGGGAGACACGAAGGUGCUUGUCAUGCCAACGAAGGUGGACACCGUUCUCUCCAUCAUGAAACCCAUAUUCGACCUGCCGCGAAUGAUGGACAGUGAUGGGGUGACACCUUCACAGCUGUGGGGCUUCGACGACCUCCUCAACAAGCGGAUGCAGACCAUGGCAGGUGUGACCAGCGAGCAUCACCAUGAGAUAAUGAAGCUGGUCGUCGAUCGUUGCCAGAUGGUUGCUGAACAAGGACUCCCCGCUCGCGCACAACACAUUGAAGUUCUUCUUGACACAGUUGGGGGGAAAUCUUGGGGCGAUUUGGACUCUCACGAGGAAGUGUGGAACAACCUGUGGACAUUUCAUUGCCAACCACAGAAGGAGAAGAUGAAGGAUGAAGACUUGUGGAAUCGGUUCGCUGUUGCCGACACAUCUUUGGAGAGGAAGAUAGCAUCUCAAUGGUGGGGCUUGUACGGGUCAAAGCACAUCGAAUUGCAGAAAAUCGCAAUGCGGGUGACGACAAUGUGGAGCACGGCAAUGCCAUGCGAAAAGAAUUGGUUGUCCUUGGACUUGGUCCACUCCAAACGGCGGAACAACUUGUCUAGUGAAAGUGUAGCCAAGUUGGUCUACAUUCACUUGAACAUGCAGUUGUUGCGGGUUCCUAGAAGCACGACUGACGGGUUCAUUGACCUGUGGGCAACCUUCUUCGACGGGCCUGAGGCACCUCCGGUGGCGAACGAUGCAGCCAAGGAUCGCCGUAAAGACCUCCGGUGGCGAACGAUGCAGCCAAGGAUCGCCCACGAGGUCGGGAGGGGAAAUGGAAGACCGCUGUUGUUGAAGACGAGGAGGACGAGUGACAUGAUGAUGAUGAUGAUGACUCCGACUCGCAUUUUGAAAUUCGUCCAUGCACGGGCUGCAGCGGACUCUGACACAGACGGAGGACGAGUCGACUUGUUGGACGUGCCUAAAGCAACGUGUCACUUGGACAGUGGCGAUGACCUCAUCGUGGAGGACAGUGAGGCACGCGAUCGCAGGGUCAGAACGGAAGCACAAUCUAUGGCGGAUAGGGAUCGUGUAAUGGUGCAAAAGCGUAUGGCAGAGGAAAACUCGCGUCGACUAGCAAUCCCUGCACACAUGAGAACCGUGAAGGGGCAUGUGCAGCAACAGGCCGAGCAACGACCACAGCAGCUGGUGCAGCAACCGGUGGAGCAGAAUCCGCAGCGGGUGGUGCGGCAGCAGCAGGAGCAGCGCCCGCAGCAGAAGCAGCAUGAGGUGGAUCUAGGGCGGCAACAAGUGGAGCAGCAGUUGCAGCAGGACAUGGAGCAGGAGCAGCAGAAUAUGAAGCAGCAGCAACAACAGCACAAUGAAGAGCAGCAACAAUUGCAGAACGAAGAGCAGCACCAACAACCGAGCCAACAGCUGGGCCAGGAGCAGCACACGGGUCAGCAGCAGCGGCAAACAGAUCAACAACAACACAACGUCGAGCAGCAGCAACAACAGCAAACGGAUCAGCAGCAACAGGACGUGGAGCAGCAGCAACAGCAGCAAGCGGAGCACUACCAGCAGCAGCAACAACAGCCAAGAACAACAGCAACAGCCGCAGCAGUGACCACUACGACAGACACUGCACUGGAAACUGUUGCUGGCUCCAACUUUUACUGCCCCCCACCGAUGCCUCGCUUGGAUGAGGCCAUGGUCCAUGACAAUGUGGACAUCAGCAGGGCUGGGAGGAAGAGAAAGGUUCCAGUGGAACCUCUCGUUGCGAAGCACGGGCGAGGGCGCCCAAGGAAGGGAGAGCGGAAGUCUGCUGCUGCAGUACCUGUUCUGCCCCCCAUGGCCACAGAGGCCGGUAGGCCGAAACGCAAACAACGAAAGCAGGUGGUGGUCGAGGAUGACCCCACCGGGGCAGAGGACAGCAGUGACGGCCAAUGGGAGUCGGAUUGCGACUGGCUGUGACUCUCAUGCACAUGUCUCAUCUUCUUCUUCUUCUUCUUCUUCUUGUUCUUCUCCUUCUUCUUUCGUACAGACUCUACGGUGA